GCUAGUCGGCGAGCGAGACACGGCCAGGACGGAUGGGCCAGUCGCUAUAGCAGCAGACAGCGAGCAGGUAGGACAGAUAACGGUUAGCUAAUCGGUAGACACAGCGGAAGAGGGAGAGAAGGAAAGAGGCAAGCAAAGGGAGUGGGAACGCCGAGGACUGCGACAGUGAUAGGACGGCAAAGGUAGUAAUGAUGUCUGUCCUGGUCGUGGAAUCCUGACGCAUCCGCUUUUGACGAAAUGCAGCCCAGCGUUUGGCCACCCGCGGAAAAGGGACGCGCACGCUCAACGUCGCCUGCUACAACUACCGGAAGGCGUCGUUCAACGAACCUGCUGUACUGACAGUAUUGUACGGGCGUGCAAUUGUAGCAAAAGUCGUGUGACGGCGUGCUCCACCUUGUGUGUAUAUGUGCAGCUGUGUGCAUCUGUGCCCAUCUGGGCGCGUGUACAGCUAAUGAUGGACCGUACGACUAUAACGUGCUUCGUUCGCGUUCGCGCAAGCUGCUUUGAAUGCCGACGAAUGUAGACGCUGCUGACACGGUUGUUUGUUUUCAAGUAGCGUAGGACGUUACUUAGAAAGGGCCAAACGUAAUCUGUGAAUAACCUGCUAGCAGAACUUCAUCCGUAGGCAGCAUCAUCUUCCGAAGCAUUCAUCGUAGUGUUAACAUAGUUGAUCAAUUGUGGCACCGGAACAUUCAUUGCAUUGAUUUCUAUUCUCUUCAAAGCUACGUUAUCAUACGCUGGCCCAUACAACCCGUAACAAUCAUCUAGAUUUACUGCUGCUGUUGUCGUUGUUGUUGUUGUUGCCACUGGUACCGCUGUAAUUAAAAACGUCAAAUUGUACCAACAUUGUAUAAUACUAUCAAGAAUACCAGUACCAAUAAUUAGCUGUUGAAACUACAACGCAAAUCAAGCCGUCACUGCGUAUGCCGUGUAGUAUGCCGUGAUCGAUCGAUCGAUCACGGUACGUGUUCAAUGUACAAACGAGUGGAACUCACGAGGGUCGCUGUAGCAAACGGAAACGAAGGGAAAAUCGCGCAGAUAGCGCAAGUGGUCACAGUGAUUGAAAAAAGAGAAGGGAGAGGGUCUCGAAAUAACGGCAAACAUAAAUAAACGACGAGUAAACGUAUAUUGAACAGACUACUUUCGUCUUUGUGCCCGUACCGUGCAAUGAGAGGAAUGAAUUCGAGCAUGAUACCACGAAACUGUUUGUAAAGAUAACGAAGUCGCGACGGAGGCGGUGCGAAUGGUGCGUACACAGUAGAAUUUUUGAGCGAUGUUUGUGAAGUUGACAAAAGUUGGCGUCUAACUUAGCUUGACUUGACCAUAUCACCUACAAGAUUACGUAAGACUGAGAUAAAUAACGAAAGAACCUAUCGUGCACUACUGCAAUAGCUGCUAUUGCCGCUAAUAACAUCCGUGUGAGGCUAUCUAGCCUUGUAAUGUUUGCGUGAGAAAUCAGGCCCGAUAACAGCGACCACAGGGCGGGAAAAGGUUGCUGGGAAAAAAAAGAAAGACCAUACUAGUUAGUGUCAUAUUGCCAGCACGGCUUAAUGACGAAGACGCUCGUACCUACCAGCCUGUGUGGGACAAUCAGGAGACAGCCAUAACAUAACACUGUCUAGUUGCCCAUUUACAGAGCUGGCGAAGUCCCUACCCACGCGAAAACGUCCUGGGACCACCCCCUCCACGUCAAGACAGGCGCUGGUGUCAGGAUGUUGAACGAAGUAGAUUCGAUCAGAAUUAAGGCCAAACCACCGAUAGCAAGGAGACGCUAAGCUGUCUGCGCUCAGGGACCGAGUGGGGGGCCUGUCCUAGGCCCGCUACGUACAUCGCUGUGGCGUUGUGCGUAUUAGCGGAAGCCAGUGGUGCCUGGUGGUCUGGGCGAAGCGGUAAACCCGUGGAAACACGACGAUGGCAUUUGGUGUGAGCGUGCCUGUAGUCGAAGUGCCACCAUUAACCGGAGGCAUUGGGGGCGGCCCCAACCAGAAGCUCCGUUCCUCAACGGGAACUUCCGGCCUGGGCCGUAUCUUCGAGGCGGCGACUGACGCAUCGACAAAAGGUUGUCGAUGCCGGGGGAACAAAUUUCGGCAACGAUUUGCAACAACGACAAUUCUUUUGUGCGUGAUAAUGCUUGUCUUCCUAUUCAUGUUGCAAGCGAAUAUCAGUUCAAGUGGAAACCUUCCAAUAUUAGGAGCGCAUGUUGUCUACCGGUAUGGCGAUGACGUCAACCAGCUGUACCAGGAUCCUGGGUCAGCACCGGUUGCUCCAGCUGGACGAAAGCUUGCGGGCAGCCCCUCAUUGAAGAAUAAAAAAAAAAAAGCAGCAUCAUCUGACAACGGUGACACCCUAACAAAGAAGCCUAAGUCUCGAAGCCUCAAGGUGACGUCCGAAAUGAAAGAGACGUACAGAAAUUUACAGGCGCUUAUCGACAACCGGAUAGCCGUUGACGCAGUCAAAGAUAAGGCCCUGAUCAUGCGCUGGAUCAAGAGGACUCACUCGAAUCCUACCGUCAUGGACCUCAACAACGUCGAGUUUGAUGGGAACCUGACGACCUUUGAGCGGUUUCAAGCGGCGAUCUCGCAGGACGAGCUGUACCCAGCUGACUCGGCCAUCAUUGACGAGUUGAUUCGUGACAUGGCCCGCUUAGAAAUCGUGCGAGUCGUCCAAAAGGAAGGAGGAACCCAGCUCAAGCUAAUUAUCGAUUAUGAAAAUGGGGGCCAGGCGCUCUUCAAGCCCAUGAGGUUCCCGCGGGACAAGGAGACGGAGCCGAAUCACUUCUAUUUCGUUGACUACGAGCGUCACAACGCUGAGAUCGCAACGUAUCACUUGGACAGAGCGCUUGGUUUCCGGCGUGCACCGCCCGUCGCUGGAAGAACGCUCAAUAUGACCUCAGAAAUUUACGCACUAGCUGACCAGAAUCUUGCCAAGACGUUCUUUGUUUCACCAGCUAAAAAUCUUUGCUUCAGUGGUCACUGUAGCUACUACUGUGAUACAUCGCACGCGAUUUGCGGACAUCCAGACGAUCUGGAGGGUUCCUUUGCAGCGUUCCUGCCUUCAACCGACAUUGCACCACGAACCUCGUGGAGACACCCCUGGAGAAGGUCGUACAACCGGCGACGAAAGGCCGCGUGGGAGAUCGAUCCUGAUUACUGCGAGUUGAUCAAAGAGACGCCUCCAUACAACGCUGGACGCCGGCUGGCCGACCUGACUGACAUGGCGGUGCUCGACUUCCUCACAGGGAACAUGGAUCGCCAUCACUAUGAAACGUUUAAACUGUUCGGCAACGAAUCGGCCCCGGUCCACCUCGACCAUGGACGGGGGUUCGGCAAAGCAAAUUACGACGAGAUGUCCAUUUUGGCUCCUCUGUACCAAUGUUGUUUGAUUCGGCAAUCGACGCUUCGGACACUGUUAAGGUUCGUCACGAUGCCGGGACACCGACUCAGCAAGAAGCUACGGCAAAGUAUGUCCUCGGACGCCGUCGCCCCAAUACUUCUCGAUGGACAUCUCGAAGCGCUUGAUCGGCGGGUACAUAAGAUUCUCGGUGUUGUCGAUACUUGCCUUAGGAAUCGAUCCUUCAGUGAGGUCAUCAUAUACGAUGAGUUCUACUGAAGUUACUGCUAUGACAUAUUUCCAACCUGGCACAGAUUUAGGGCCAGCUCGAUACAUUGUAAUAGCGCCUGCCGUCAUCUCUAACUUCACUGUGGAAACGAAAUGGCUCAACAAACGGAUCACACAUCAUGUUCAGGACCUUUACAUAGAGCAAUUCAAUCAGAACCUCUGAUUGAUUAUGUGACGAAUGUUUCAAUUUUGUGAUUGUUAUUUAGAAUUAAGAAAAGAAUAUUGUCAUUGCCACAAAAUUUUGUAUAUUAUCAUACAGGAAUCUUAUACAGUUUUCUACGUUUUCAUCUCGUUAUGUCGAUUGGGGGCAAAAUAGGAACAAAAUAAGCGAUACAUUGUAUAUUCUAGUUGCUUCGCUAUACGGUUUACGUCGAAACGGACAGAGAGGAAGCUUUGAAGAAGCAAAUUUAACGCCGCAUGAGCCGUUGACAAUAUGAAGCAGUGAUUCGAAAGCACGUUUUCCGUCCGUUCAAGAAUCGUAAAAGCCGCAAAAAAUAAUUAAGGAACUUAGUUGUUAAUAGGAGGAGCGAGCUUCUCGAUAACGGAGCCUGAGCGCAAUGCGCAACCGUUGCUUUGACCAAGCUAAGCCUAAAGGUGGGCAAAACAAUCACCGUGCAAUGGAUGACCUCACCGACCCUACCCUAAUUACACGACAGUGACGGUUCUAACCGCCAAUAAGGAUCCGGCCAACCGGCAGAGGUAGCUUUGACAUGCUGUGCAUUGACUUGCGUGCAACGUGCAUAGUAAUGUGCCACAAUGAUAUCAAACAGGUCGCAUAUCAGCAACGACAAAUAGUAGCAGUUAUAGCGAAUGAUCAUAGUGAACGUAGAGUUUGAGACAGCCGGGACCCACUGACCGAUGAAGACCGCGUCUACUUAAUUGCUCCAGAUAGUGAGUUAUUAUGCAGAUCUAUGUGGCGAAAGAGUUCAUAAGAACAACGAUUACAAAGAGUAUAGUCUAUGUUGAUGAUGGAAACGCCGCUCAAAAGACCUAUAACACAAUCAGCUGCUUCUAGAUAUAGGUACUAAAGUUGUUCCAUGAAAAGUCACAGAUUAGGGUAACAAUUGAAAUAAGGAUGAGUCAGUAGAAUCACCUAUAUAUAAUGAAGUUGGUGUAUGUAAAAAUGAAAAUCAGUAUAAACACAUCUCAACGAAACAGAUAGCUGCUUCUAUCACGUCCAUGAACGAAGCUGGUAUUUGACGUGAGCUAGAGGAAUAUACGUUAACAAACAUUUCAUGCGAGCUCCACCGACCU
Messenger RNA from Varroa destructor (honeybee mite), 4872 nucleotides. RefSeq names its product extracellular serine/threonine protein CG31145. The record is from RefSeq and is a predicted model, not a curated record. Gene Ontology annotation, cellular component: Golgi apparatus. Gene Ontology annotation, biological process: protein phosphorylation. Gene Ontology annotation, molecular function: protein serine/threonine kinase activity. Lineage: Eukaryota; Metazoa; Arthropoda; Arachnida; Mesostigmata; Varroidae.